Messenger RNA from Rhopalosiphum maidis (corn leaf aphid), 713 nucleotides. RefSeq lists its product as uncharacterized. The record is from RefSeq and is a predicted model, not a curated record. Lineage: Eukaryota; Metazoa; Arthropoda; Insecta; Hemiptera; Aphididae. The transcript has 5 exons. Bases 252 to 593 code for a protein of 113 amino acids.
CAUAUCGGUGACUUAUAUAUGGAGUGUCUGUGACGAAAGUUCAGGAAAGAAGGCAGAAACUCUGUGAUCUACGGCCGUCGAUACACUACCGCUUAACUAACGCUAUCUGUCGGCAACCACGUUGUGCGUCGCGCGUCGUUCGGAACCGUUUAGAGCAGUCCAUCAGAUAUUCAAGUAUCCAACAUAAAGGGGUCAUGCUGAAGACAGAGUUGUUAGUGCUGAAGAAUCUCCAGUUCAAAUUCAAUUGAACAAUGCUAAUCAAAAUUCGAGGUAUUGGCCAAACGCAGUUAACUGAGUUUACAACAUUUUUGGAAGUCCCUUCUCUGUCAUGUAGUGGAUUUAAUAAAGUACAAGUGGAGAUUGGGAAUAUAAUUUACAAAUCUUCGUGGGAUGAAAUGAAACAUGCUAGUGAAGAGAAAAAACGGAUUGGUAUAGAAUGUGGUGAUGUGGAUUCAGAUGGAAUACCAAUGUGUACCGCUGCUAUUAUUGGUUUAAAAACACAAAAAAUACUUUUUAUUGGAGUCCGAAAUAAGUACUGUGUAACAUGUCAAAGGUCUGCUAAUAAAAUGGAAGUGACACCAAUACAUGAAUAAUUAAAUUUAAUAGCAAGUGGACUUUUUUAUCUAGAAACCAACAUUGUUGCCCCUUAUGGAAUGUCAACAGUCAUACCAUGAAAAACAUAAACAAUUUACAGUAUUUACACUCUAACAUAC